Periconia digitata is the source of this 1807-nucleotide messenger RNA. NCBI's taxonomy places the organism in Eukaryota, Fungi, Ascomycota, Dothideomycetes, Pleosporales, Periconiaceae. The record is from the annotation of a GenBank genome assembly.
CAUUGCAAACGGUUACCAAGCCAACAAAGGACAUACAAUGUCGUGCAUCCCUCAAAACCAGACGUUCAACUCGCUCCGCUCCGAGCUCCUUCACUUGAUCCAAGUCAAACACAUAGCACUGUGAGGUACCAUCUUUUUCUUGCAAGCGGUGACAAGCUCACUCUUUUCCCGUCACUUUCUUUUCCCUCGGUUCACCAACAUUACACGCAUCCACAAUGUCUUGGUUCAACGUUGCCCGGAUUUUCCGUGAGCUCAUCACAGGCGAAAACGACCCACCGUCUCCUCCGCCAGUCAUCCGUCGUAAGCGCAAAGCCGAAGACAAGUCCUACAACGAGGACGACUACGAUGUCUCGGAUGAUGGCAAGCCCAAACGGAUGAAGCGGUAUAGGCAAUUAGAUUACCAACGUCAAGAUCUUUUCCGACAUGCACGAGAUCGAGACGGUGGAGAUGGCGAAGAACAGGAAGCACUGUAUCGAUCAGAUACACCCCCAUCGCGACGACGAACGAGAUCAAUGACCAGCGGCCCAGCCCGGCGCCCGCCCCAACCCCAGUCUAGUAAGCGUCAUGGCACCAGUGCUCGCAUCAUCACCAAAAAUAAAGAGAAACUCAAGCAACACGACGAGCUUCUCGAUGACGCCGAACGGGCCCUCCUCCUGUUCAAAGAUCUCCAAGAAGUUCUCUUGCGGAGCAAAGACAAUCUGGAGAGAAUUCCUAGGGGUGAUCCUGAACACGCUGCAAUCUGGCUUGAGAAUUUGUUGUAUCAGUUAAACGCUACGAAGGAUGACCUCGAUGGAUAUCACAAGGCAACGAAACUCAACAACAAACAAUUGCAUCAACAGCUUGACAGCAAGCAGGGGCUCUCCAAGUCUUUAUCUAAGCCUUAUGAACCCCAAGAGCCCACGCCCACACCGUCUUCUAAACCCACUGUAUCCGGAUCGAAGCAACGGGAACUUGAGAACUUGGCGCAGGCCGCUAUGAUGAUGGCUCGACAAAAAGAAGCCGACAAUAAAGCAGCAAGAGCUGAAGCAGUAAGAGUUGAAGCUGCAAAAGCUGAAACUGCAAGAGCGGAAAAGGAAAAAUUGGAAAAGGCCGCGCAAAGCAUAAACUUCCAAGAUGCCGGUGUUUCCACCAACAUGUGGAAAGAUAUGAGUGGAAGCAUGCUACAAGCCAGGAAUCAUCUCCGAAUGGCUGCCGAAGAUCCCGAUUACACCUAUAGCGAUGUUGAACUCGUAUCUGAGCUUGACUAUCUCCGGAAACUGAUGGAGUCAUUUACUGCUGAGUACUGCGCCCAUGGUUGCAAAGCAGGCGAUAUGACCGAAAGACUGCGAAAAGCCUUUUUAAAUAUGACGCCUGAGACGACGCGUAUCUAUUGCAAUGUAGCUUCUGGUGGUCCGGGAGGUCCGGGAGGCUGGCACCAGUUCUUCCAGGACAAAGAAAAGAUGCAAGCUUUUGCUCUCGCAGUCAUUGGCAACGUAGUUGUUGAGCAAGUCCUCCACCAUGUUGCGUUCGGUGCUGAUGAAAAGUUGUUGGAUAAACUGAAGGGGGUGCAGAGUAGACUCAGGAAUCACGAUGGAUUCGUCCGCAAUCAAGCAACCGCAGAAGCGCUUCUGGAGAACCUCAAAAACGGUGAAGACAGUGAAGACGAAACCGUCGACAAGGCACACUCAAUGGAGCUCACCACCCACUUCCAGGAGCAUCCUCUCCUUGAACAUGCGCAUGGACCCGCACACCGUAUACUACAUCGUUCCUCUCUACAAAGAACAACCCUUCGCCCGCAGUGAACACGACCUCUUCAACCCCGCCUCCG